This is a messenger RNA of Malaya genurostris, 526 nucleotides long. RefSeq names its product mitochondrial import inner membrane translocase subunit Tim10 (gene Tim10). Gene Ontology annotation, cellular component: mitochondrial inner membrane. The transcript has 2 exons. NCBI's taxonomy places the organism in Eukaryota, Metazoa, Arthropoda, Insecta, Diptera, Culicidae. Gene Ontology annotation, biological process: protein insertion into mitochondrial inner membrane. The record is from RefSeq and is a predicted model, not a curated record. The coding region runs from base 1 to 279 and encodes 92 amino acids.
AUGAACACCGCACAAUUGGAUGCCGCUCAACAGGCGAAGUUACAGUUAAUGCAAGAAAUGGAAAUUGAAAUGAUGUCCGAUCUCUAUACCCGUAUGACUCAAGCUUGUCACAAAAAAUGCAUCCCUCCAAAAUACGCCGAUGCAGAACUUGGAAAAGGCGAAUCGGUUUGUCUCGAUCGUUGUGUAGCCAAAUAUUUGGAGAUCCACGAGCGAAUAGGCAAAAAACUGACAGCCAUGUCUGCACAGGACGAAGAUUUGAAGAAAAAGAUGGGGGUUUAAGAAAUCUGUUGUCAAGCAUCCAUGCAUAGUAAAAGUGUGUUCGAAACGUUUAAUCAUUGUCAAACUAUUAACAUAUGAGGUAGUUUAUACGAAUUAGCUUUUUUUACCACUUCGGUUCAUGUUUGAAUUGUUUUAUAAUGUUUCUCACCUGAGGAUGUGCUACUGCGUGUACCAUAAGUUUUAUUAUGUAUGUGAAACGACUAGUAGCGUUUGUUCUAUGAUGAGAAAUAUAUGAAAUGUAAAUCAA